CACGGUGCCGAUAAUUCUUCGUUGGGUUCGUGCGUUCGUUAUUAUUUUUUCGUGCGUAAUAAGGCUAAAAUGCAUGUGGUGUUCGGCGUACGAUCGCGUAACCACCGUUGAAAUACAUCUCGCUUGAAAAACCGCGCCGACGACGUCGUUUUGGCGCGUGCUCGAUUAAAAAUUUUGCGCUUGUUGAACGGGCCGCAAAACGGUGGGACAAAGGUGUACGGGCACACUGUUUGGUGUUAUAUGCUUUUUAAAUCCGCAACGGGACACCGCAGCCUCGUCUCGUCGCGAAUUGUCGAUCUGUUACGUAGCCUUUAUUCGUUGGCAUGACGAGGAAAGACGCCGUCCGUACGGUCCUCGUGCAUCGCGAAACGACCACGAACGAGCUAUGUGCCCCGGCCAGUGGAGCGGGUGAGAUCUAGUUAUCGUCGAAAGACUCGCGGUAAAACGGUGCGCGAAUACUGUGGACGACGUGUGGUCAGGCCACCAUGGCGGUGAAUCCGCGUGAUAUGGACGGUUUCAUGCCGCUCCUGUCAACGACGGACAUCAAGAAGAAGCUGAACGUUGGGUGUUUGCUGUUGAAUUACUUGGGCGACGUGAGCAAGAGUAUCGAGUGUCAGGACAUCGGACAGUUCAUCGACAACAUCAUACCAUGGCUCGGCAACGGAAAUCCGAAGGUUGUCCAGAACGGCUUGGAAAUCCUCACGUACCUGGCGGACCGAAUGGGCCACGACUUCAAGCCUUACGUGUCCACCAUUAUUCAGCCAACGAUAGAUAGACUAGGUGACAGUAAGGAUGCGACCCGGGAAAAAGCGCAGUUGGUACUCCUAAAAAUUAUGGAGAAGGGUUGCAUGUCGCCUCAGCAGCUUCUGGACAGAUUACGGCCGGCCUUCAAUCACAAGAACGCUAAAUUAAGGGAAGAAGCUCUGAUCCUGCUGACGACUACGUUGAACGAGCAUGGCGCGGAUGAGAUGAUCCUGUCGGGCGUGAUACCAAGCAUCGUGAAGCUGCUGUCGGAUCCAUCCGAAAAAGUCCGUGAAACAGCGAUGAACACGCUGGCGGACAUUUACAGACACGUUGGCGAACGGCUGCGCGUCGAUUUGCAGAGAAAGCACAAUGUACCGCAAGCUAAGUUGCUGCUGCUAAUAGAGAAGUUUGACCAGCUGAAAGCCGCCGGCGAUAUGCUGCCUCUGGCUAUGUCCUCGGACGUCGGCAAGAGCACAGAUGAGCCGGACAGAGCGAUUAAGUCGGCUCCUGUAAAGAGGUCAGGUAUCCCCCCAAAAAGAGGACAGUUUGGACCUGCAAAAACUCCCACUUCUGCUAUAGGUACAUCUCAACCUGGUAAUACUCAGCAAACGGUUCCAAGGGCAGCAACCGUGAAAAGAAACGUAUCGGUAAAAUCAGCAACAGGUCAGGCUGGUGCGGUCGACGAGGAGACAUUCCUCACAGCGUUCGAAGAUGUGCCAUCGAUUAACUUGUUCUCAGCGAAGGAUCUUGAAGAACAGAUGAAAACCGUAAGGGACAGCAUUGGCGAUGACAAAAAGGAUUGGAAGCAGAGGACAGAGAGUAUGAAAAAGUUACGGUCGAUUAUCAUUGCGGGCGGUACGAAUUACGAAAACUUUCUGGAGUGUUUGAAGAGCAUACAGAGACCGUUCGAAGUCGCCUGCACGGAUCUGAGGUCGCAGGUUGUAAGGGAGGCGUGUAUCACUUUAGCGUUUCUUAGUCAACACUUGAAAAAUAAGUUCGCCAGUUUUGGAGAGGCGGUCUUACUCACCUUAAUGAACCUGAUACAAAAUAGUGCCAAGGUUGUGGCAACAGCUGGCGCGGUGGCUGUGAGGUUUAUGCUACAGAAUACGCAUUGCAGUCGUUACGUGCCAAUUAUCACGUCCUGUUUAAAUAACAAAAGCAAAGACAUACGUCGGGCGUCCUGCGAGUAUCUGAAUUUAAUUCUACAAACCUGGCCUACCCAGAUAUUGCAGAAACAUGUACAAGUAUUACAAGACACCAUUAAAAAGGGCAUCGCCGAUUCGGAUUCAGAGGCUAGAGCAUUUGCUAGGAAGUCAUUUUGGGCAUUCAAGGAUCAUUUCCCGGAGCAAGCAGAAGCCCUACUCAACAGUCUUGACACCGCGUACAAACGUUCUUUAAUGUCUCUGAGCAAUAGUGGUAGUAUUAACAGUUUGAAUGUAGUCACGAGAUCGGCGAGUGUCAGUCCUAGGACAUCCAGACCAGCAAUGAGUGCCACAGAUCGCGGAACGUCUGGAGUCAGAUCCACCAGCGCCAUAGAUCUGCAGGCGGCGCAAAGAGCGAAAGCCAGGAUGAUGUAUGCGAACAUCAGCCGACAAAAAGCAUCGCUUCCACGCCCCAGUAAAUCACCAGACACCACAGCAGUGGCCAGUCCAGAAAGAACCGCAAGAACGAGAACGAGAAUCGCCGGUGUGUCGCAAUCUCAGCCCAGUAGUCGGUCGGGCUCACCGUCGUCCAGGCUUAGUUACGCCACGUACAAUCGCGAGGGGGAAUCCUUGAUCGCGAGACCCAGACGAUUAUCCGGACAUGGAAUCAGAAGUACCGGCAACAGCCGUGAACCUAGCCCGCAAAGGUUCGGAAUGGAUAGGAGUUUCGCUAGUAAAAUAAGGGGAAGAAGUUUACACAUGUCUCCGACAGACAGGCCUCAGUCUAGGCCAGUCAUGGCACAGAAAAUGCUCCAACAGUCGCGUGAAGCCGAAUCAGCAUUGGCGGACGCGCUCACUUUUGAUAACAUUGACAGUUACACGAGAACACCGAGGGGUAAAGGCGACCACAGUGACGACAGUGAAACCAGCAGCAUAUGCUCGGAGAGGAGCAUGGACAGCUUUAGGCGACCGAAUGACUCGUUCUCAUGGAGUGGCUCCCAGCAAAGACUGUACCGUGAUAUGUGGGAUCAGUCUAUCCCGAAGGAUAUUAAGGAAAUUAUUGAGAAUUGUGCGCACAAGCAUUGGGGCGACAGGAAAGAAGGUUUAGUAGGCUUGCAACAUUUCCUCUCCAACGGGAACACGCUGACGGCGACGGAAUUGCGUAAGGUGACCGAUAUAUUCACGAAAAUGUUCAUGGACUCCCAUACGAAGGUGUUCAGUUUAUUUUUGGACACGUUAAACGAGCUGGUCGCCACUCACAGCGAGGAUCUCGGCGAUUGGCUCUAUGUGCUCUGCGCGAGGCUGUUGAAUAAAUUGGGCACCGAUUUGCUUGGUUCGAUCCAGGCGAAAAUUCACAAGACCCUCGAUGUCGUCAGGGAAUGUUUCCCAGGGGAGCAAUUACUGCCCGCUGUAAUGAGGUAUCUCACCGAUCCGACACAGACGCCGAAUUCCCGCGUGAAAAUCGCCACCCUUACGUUCAUCACGCAAAUAGCAGAGACAGCUGAACCGUCUGCGUUAAUUACAUCAGCGGGGACAGCGCUUGCCAGGUUACUCGAUUGGUCGAACGACGUCAAGAGCCAAGACGUUCGGAGGCAUGCACAGAACGCUGUAAUAUCGUUGUACAAUCUGAAUCCCCCAAAAGUGACCAUGGUACUGGCCGAUCUACCCAAAUAUUAUCAGGAGGCGGCGCUACCACUGGUACAGAAUCACCUGCGAAAGUCCUCAGGGUCCAGUAAUCCAGCGUCGCCCGGUACUCCUCCUCCGAGAGCUCAAAGUUCGCCGGCUCGUUCGAAGGUGAAAGGCGACGUGGAGAACGCGGACGAAAAUCUGGAAGAGGUUUACAACACUUCCCACAGAUCGUUAAGACGCACCACUGCGGAAAUUCAGAAUUACGGUUUUGAACGUUUAGAAAGGGCGACCACCAGCAAAGACAGCGGGAUCAGCAAUAUGGCAGACGUGGAGGAGAAGAUGGAAGGUCUUACGUUGUGUAACUCGGGUCGUUCGUCUUCCGUUUCGUCGCCUACUCAACGAGGACGGUCCGUUGCGAAUAUUACUGUUAACGGAUCGAGCGAUACAAUCGCAGGCGAUCUCAUUCUACCUCAGGAAAACAAUGGUUACAAGACACACGGGUCUUCGCCCGACUCGAUAAAGAGGCCAGAAGUUUUAGAUAAUAUGAUUAAGACACUGCAGUCGAAGAUGACCCAGACCGAAGAAAAGAUAUUAGCACUGCAGGAGUUCCAAUUGUACGUUCGGGAAGGAGAUGCCUCGUACAUAAAACAACAUUUCAAGAAACUGCUCAAAACAUUGUUAGAUAGUUUGACUAACGACAGCAAGAAAAUGCAAGUGGAAGUACUUCAGACGCUGAUCGACAUGCUUAAGUGCCCAGAACUCGUAGACAGUUUCUCGGGUUACCCCGAACUGCUCGUUCUAAAAGUAAUAAACGCGUACAAAUUGGACGAUCAGAAACCAGAUUCUUCCGGCGGUAGCAGCAAUACAAGAUCCCCGGUUCUCUGGAUGGCAGAAAAGUGUGCCGCAACGAUAGCGAUGGUUUUAAAGCCAGAGCAAAUCAUACACUUAGUGUCAACUAUAAUUACCACUGAACCGUAUCCUUUGAACAUGGGGGCAAUCAAAAUGUUGCACAAAGUAGUGGAACACUGGGGUCGGGACGCGAUUGAGCCUCAUCUAUCUAAGGUUAUGCCCGGUCUUAUUAAGGCUUACGACGAUAAUGAGAGUGCAGUGCGCAAGAGCGCCGUGUUCUGUAUGGUAGCGAUACACCUGGCUGUCGGUGAGGAAGUACUGAAGCCUCAUCUGAGCUGUCUGUAUACCAGCAAGCUAAAACUUUUGAACAUUUACAUACAACGCGCCCAACAGGCGAACAGUCAGCCGGCGAGUCCGCGUAGCAAUAGCAAGAAUUAACUAACAACAAACACCGCGACGCUUCGGAUCGCGAUACUUAAGAGAUUCGCUCGUCUUAGUGCGAGGCAUGAACGAAUGCUGUUUAGCUUCC
Dufourea novaeangliae is the source of this 4893-nucleotide messenger RNA. RefSeq names its product CLIP-associating protein 1-A (gene chb). Gene Ontology annotation, cellular component: microtubule organizing center; spindle microtubule; mitotic spindle. Bases 486 to 4802 code for a protein of 1438 amino acids. The record is from RefSeq and is a predicted model, not a curated record. NCBI's taxonomy places the organism in Eukaryota, Metazoa, Arthropoda, Insecta, Hymenoptera, Halictidae. The transcript has 26 exons. Gene Ontology annotation, molecular function: microtubule binding. Gene Ontology annotation, biological process: mitotic spindle assembly.